AUGGCUACGACUCGGCUGCUAAGCAGCCGUCAGAGCCAAGAUAAUGGUGCGAUUCCUGACGUAUGCUAUGAUUCAUGCACGGCAUCCACGGGGAAGAGCCCCAAGCUCUGCGAACCCAACUCGGCCUUUCGCAUAGCAUACGACAACUGCUCUUCUUGUAUUAAAGAAAAUACAAACAGGGCUGGUGGCAAAGGCAUACCGGGGCUAGAACGCUUUCUAGCCUUCUGCAACAUCGAGUCUUCCGCCACCAUACUCACAAUCACUCCAACCGCCAGAUCGACAUUGACAAUUGUUUCCACGGUUCCAACGGGAAGCACAACAUCACACACGGCAACAUCCUCGUUCACUCCGUCACCUACUCCAAGCUCUGGUCCAGUGGAAACGGCUGUCGGAGCCUCUUCAGGCAACAAAGCCUGGAUAGCCGGGGCCGUCAUAGGUUCUAUUGUAGCAUUAGCCCUCAUCAUAGGUACCAUCAUCUUCCUGCGCAGACGUUCGGCAGACAGGACGGCAAAAAGUCAAGAUCAGACUUACGAAAAAGCCCAGCUACAUGCUGAUAGCCUGCCAGGACCAGGGCGCAAGGCUGCCGACCCAGACUCCGGAAUAGUUCAUGAGAUGCCGGGGACUCCUUCUCGCGCUGCUGAGAAGCCCGCAAAUGAGCCAGCGGCACAUGAGUUGGCAUCUUGA
Messenger RNA from Metarhizium acridum CQMa 102, 684 nucleotides. The record is from RefSeq and is a predicted model, not a curated record. Lineage: Eukaryota; Fungi; Ascomycota; Sordariomycetes; Hypocreales; Clavicipitaceae.